AGUGACUGCCUUCUCGAUAAAUAAUUCAGACAGCAAUGUGAAUAGCCAAUAGCGAGGGCGUAUGCUAAUUACGUGUGAUUAAAAUGGAACGCCUGGCUUCGAGAUUAGUUUCCUAGUAGUUGGUUGAAGGGGAAGGAGUAAUUUGUGUGGAACAGUUAACUAUCGUACUACUUUAAGUAGUUUUUUUUGUAUAAACGUGAUGCGUGUCCGCUGACAACACUCCAAAUCAGUAUACUCCUAGUUUUCUAGAAACUUCUCCGGAAUUUGCAUUGCGAAGCAAAGAACAGUUGCCAGAAUUUGAAGUGCUGAGAUUUUUUUUUCAGCUCGCCAAGCAGAGUUUAUCGACGUCUCUCUUCAGUGUUGGUUAUCGUUAUUGUCAUUCACUCGUUUUGCAAAGGUUGCCUCUGUGUUUUUCCUGUUUUGAUCGCUAUGUCCUCCGGUGCUGUGUCGGAGCAGAGCAGGCGGUUCAGCGUGCUGUCUUGGCCGCAGGUGCAGCGGUUGGACUCGAUUCUCGGGGAGACUGUUCCUAUUCACGGUCGGGGUAAUUUCCCCACACUCUCUGUCCAGCCCAGGCAAAUUGUGCAGGUGGUGCGUAACCGUCUGCAGGAGAAAGGGAUUGUGGUCCGGGAUGUGAAGCUGAACGGCUCUGCGGCGAGCCACGCUCUGCACCAGGAUGGUGGACUGGGCUACAAGGAUCUUGACCUGAUCUUCGGCCUGGAGCUGCCGACCGACAAGGAGUUCCGGCUGGUGAAGGACGUGGUCCUGGAUUGCCUGCUGGACUUCCUCCCAGCUGGCGUCAACAAGGACCGCAUCACGCCCCUGACCCUGAAGGAGGUUUACGUGCAGAAACUGGUGAAGGUGUGCAACGACACGGACCGCUGGAGCCUCAUCUCGCUCUCCAACAACACGGGUAAGAACGUGGAGCUCAAAUUCGUGGACUCCCUGCGCCGGCAGUUUGAGUUCAGCGUGGACUCCUUCCAGAUCUCCCUGGACUCCCUCCUGCUGUUUGACAAGUGCUCCCAGACUCCCAUGUCCGAGAGCUUCCACCCCACCGUACUGGGGGAGAGCAUGUACGGGGACUUCGAGGAGGCCCUGGACCACCUGCGCAACAAGAUCAUUGCUACUCGCAGCCCGGAGGAGAUCCGAGGAGGGGGGCUGCUCAAGUACUGCGACCUGCGGGUGAGGGGCUUCCGGCCCCGCUCCGAGGCGGAGAUGAAAUCCCUCCAGCGGUACAUGUGCUCGCGCUUUUUCAUAGACUUCCCGGACAUCUCGGAGCAGCAGCGCAAGCUGGAGGCUUACCUGCAGAACCACUUCAUGGGCAUGGAACACAAGCGCUACGACUGCCUUGUGACUCUGCACAGCGUGGUCGACGAGAGCACGGUGUGCCUCAUGGGCCACGAGCGGCGACAGACUCUGAACCUCAUUGCCACGCUGGCCCUCCGUGCCCUGGCUGAGCAGAACGCUAUCCCCACCGUGACCAACGUCACAUGUUACUACCAGCCGGCGCCUUAUGUCAGGGACAGAAACUUCAACAACUACUACAUUGCACACCUGCAGCCCUGCAGGAACACAUACCGGACUUGGUUGCCUUGUAACUAAACCAUAGAGUGUGGGGGAUGAGGGGACUAGGCAGGGGAGAGAAGGGAAGGCUUAAGUUUUGUCUGCCACGUGUUGCUGGUAUAUAUUAAGUUUAUUUCCUCCAAAGUGAUGUCUUUCACCUGGUUGAACGUCAUCUGCUGUAUAUCUUGAUUUUGAGCCAGCAGCAGGAAUGUUUAAGCCUCUAUGGGGAAGAAGCUUGGGAGCCUUGUGGUCCUUUUUAUAGAAGGAAAGGGGAUGGAGCACUUUUUUUUUUUUUUUUUUUUUUUUAUAAAUAUCAAUAAAAUCAAUGCAGAAAUUGCAUUUUAUAGGAGAUUCAAUGCUGCCUACAAAGUUUCAGGCUGUGGUUUAAAUAAAUCUGCCUAUAAAUUUGGCUUUUUUGUUUUUUCCCCACCCAGAAGGACCAAAGAUUGUUUUUUGUUAAAUGAAAAAUGUUAUUUCUGGAAGGGGUUGGGGGUAAAGAGAAACAUCAGUGAUCCUGUGAAUUCAAAGUGCCUAAAAAAAAAAAAACAAAAAAACGUAAACUCUGUACUGGUUUAAAGGGAUUUUAUUAUCUUAAAUUGCUGUAAAUCUCUAUUUUUCAGGGACAGAUGAGGUCCUUUUCAAAUGAUUAAAGAAACAAAUAACUUUGA
Molecule: messenger RNA, 2228 nt
Organism: Acipenser ruthenus (sterlet)
Lineage: Eukaryota; Metazoa; Chordata; Actinopteri; Acipenseriformes; Acipenseridae
Product: terminal nucleotidyltransferase 5A-like
Exons: 2
Coding region: 430-1599 (389 amino acids)
Biological process (GO): mRNA stabilization
Molecular function (GO): poly(A) RNA polymerase activity; RNA binding
Source: RefSeq, a predicted model, not a curated record